AUGGAGCGACCGGCGGAGGAGGUGGCGGGGGCGAUCCACCGGAUCGUGCAGAACGCGGACCUGCCGCUGCAGGCCGCCACUAUCCGCCGCGUCUUCGCGCCCUCCGCGCUGCUAAAUCAGCCACUGCUCGCGUGCCGCUCCGCCGCUGCAAUUGAAAACCUCCUCUGGCUGCGUAGCGUCACGGCAAUCUAUUGGUACUUCACCGUCGCUGACAUCAUCUACGACGUCACGCGCCCGGAUCGCCUGGCGAUGCGCGGCACGCUGUGCGUGCGGCCGUGGCUCGCGCCGCUCACCACGCGCCAGCUGCAAAUGGUGGCCGUGCUGCGCCUCGAACCGCACGAGGAACGCGUCCGGAAGGAGGGUGGUGUGACGCAUCGCAGAGCAGAGCAAUUUCUUCGAGGUGGACCCGCUGGUGGCGGAGCUGCCCCUCGUCGGCGCACUCUACGCCUGGUCCGCGCGCCUCGCCCUGCUACCCACUGUGAGCCCCUGGCCGCCCCUCCCCAUGGUGCUUGA
Molecule: messenger RNA, 513 nt
Organism: Closterium sp. Naga37s-1
Lineage: Eukaryota; Viridiplantae; Streptophyta; Zygnematophyceae; Desmidiales; Closteriaceae
Source: the annotation of a GenBank genome assembly